Salvia miltiorrhiza (redroot sage) is the source of this 1089-nucleotide messenger RNA. RefSeq names its product psbP domain-containing protein 4, chloroplastic. NCBI's taxonomy places the organism in Eukaryota, Viridiplantae, Streptophyta, Magnoliopsida, Lamiales, Lamiaceae. Gene Ontology annotation, biological process: photosynthesis. The record is from RefSeq and is a predicted model, not a curated record. Gene Ontology annotation, molecular function: calcium ion binding. The transcript has 5 exons. The coding region runs from base 120 to 917 and encodes 265 amino acids. Gene Ontology annotation, cellular component: photosystem II; extrinsic component of membrane; photosystem II oxygen evolving complex.
GAUGACAAUUAACAUCGCUCACCCACCAUCCAUUCUUGAACCAAACAACACAGAGUUUUUUGCAGCUGAAAUUCUUCACAAAACCUGCGAAAUCUUUGAUUUGAUAGAGAUAAAAUCAAAUGGGCACAAUUAUGCAAUGUGUUUACAGCCUUUCUUGGAGGAAUUGGCAACCAGUUGCUCAAGGAAAAGGUGAGUCGGGAACAAGGGCGGCAGAGAAUCAAUCUGGUGGCGUUAAAAAAGUUGAAUUUGGAGUGGUGACCAAUCGAAGGGCGGUGAUUGCAUCUGGGGUUGCUGUGAUUUCAAGUGCAGCAGCAUUCGGAUUUGCCGGCGAUGGAUUAGCAGUGGUCAAACAAGGUCUUCUUGCCGGGAGGAUUCCUGGUUUGUCUGAACCUGAUGAACAAGGUUGGAGAACUUACCAAAGGCCAGACGAUAAAUCCGGCGGCCAUGGCGUCGGGUGGAGCCCCAUCAUACCGUACAAAUUCUCCGUGCCUGCGCCUGGCGAAUGGGACGAGGUUCCUGUGUCGAUUGCUGAUCUAGGAGGGACGGAGAUCGACCUGAGGUUCGCCAGCCCCAAAGAGGGACGCCUCUCUGUCGUAGUCGCUCCCGUCUUGAGAUUUGCAGAUGAUCUCGGUGAUAAUGCCACGAUAGAUCGGAUAGGGACUCCGGAGAAGGUCAUAAGCGCGUUCGGGCCAGAGGUGAUCGGAGAGAACGUUGAAGGGAAAGUCGUGAGCUCCCAAGUCGCGGUGCACGAGGGAAGAACGUAUUACCAGUUCGAGCUGGAGCCGCCUCAUGUUAUAAUCACGGCAACGGCGGCAGGCAACCGCCUCUACUUGUUCAACGUGACCGGAAAUGGACUCCAAUGGAAGAAGCACUACAAGGAUUUGAAGAGGAUAGCCGACUCCUUUAGGGUCGUCUAAUCUAAUAUAGUACAAGAAAGGAUAGUGAAUACUUGAGAAUUGCUAUGUAAGUAUAUUUGAUUAUUAUCUACCAUGUUUGAGUGAUAGAACAGGGAUCCUCUUCUAUUGUAUUAUUUUGUGUUAUGUUACACUUAUAGACUAUCUUAUAUAGAGUGUGUGUGCAUUCGGUUUC